This is a messenger RNA of Salvia hispanica, 1629 nucleotides long. Its product is annotated as BTB/POZ and MATH domain-containing protein 4-like. Gene Ontology annotation, biological process: protein ubiquitination. Gene Ontology annotation, molecular function: protein binding. Lineage: Eukaryota; Viridiplantae; Streptophyta; Magnoliopsida; Lamiales; Lamiaceae. The record is from RefSeq and is a predicted model, not a curated record.
AAACAUGAAAAGCGCCUUCUCCGCCACCAAAAUACAAUACCCAAUUAUAUUCCGGCGGCUGACCAAAUUCAAUUAUCGCCUCCCACCCACCUAGAGAAAAUAAAAUAUCCGAAAAAUAAAAAAUCCCCAAAACCAUUUAAUUAAGAAAACCCUAAAUCGUCUCCACCCUUCCAAUUCAUCGCCAUUCACACACGCAAUGCCAUUAGCCUGAUCGUUACAGCCGGAAAUCAAUUGUAAUUUCUGCUCCACGAUGGCCGAAACGCCGGAUAGGACGCCGAACCAGACAUCGCCGACGCGUUCCAGCUCGGUCACGGAGACGGUGAACGGGUCGCACCGGUUUGUGAUACAGGGCUACUCUCUGGCGAAAGGCAUGGGCGUAGGGAAACACAUAGCGAGCGAAGAAUUCACGGUGGGAGGGUACAAAUGGGCGAUUUAUUUCUAUCCCGACGGGAAGAACCCCGAGGAUAAUUCCACCUACGUGUCGGUGUUCAUUGCGCUGGCCAGCGAGGGUACUGAUGUACGGGCGCUCUUCGAGCUCACGCUAAUGGAUCAGAGCGGGAAAGGGAAGCAUAAGGUGCAUAGCCAUUUCGAUAGGUCGCUCGAGAGCGGCCCCUAUACGCUUAAAUACCGCGGUAGCAUGUGGGGAUACAAGCGUUUUUUCAGGAGAGCUAUGCUUGAAACGUCAGAUUAUUAUCGAGAUGAUUGCUUGAAAAUCAACUGUACUGUUGGAGUUGUUGUUUCUGCUAUUGAUUGUUCUAGGUUACACUCUAUUCAGGUUCCAGAUUCUGACAUUGGGUCAGACAUAGGCAUGCUUUUAGAAAACAUGGAAGGUUCUGAUAUCACAUUCAAUGUAUCUGGGGAGAAAUUUCAUGCCCACAAGUUGGUAUUAGCUGCCCGUUCCCCCAAAUUUCGGUCUGAACUCCUUGAAGGAGUAGAUACUGAAGUGGAAGAGGUUAUGGUACCACACAUGGAACCUAAAGUUUUUAAGGCUCUGCUGCACUUUAUCUACAGAGAUGCAUUGGAUGAAAAUGAGCUGAUAGCAUCUAGCUCUUGCUCUACUUCAGUGGUAGCUGACACCUUAACCGGAAAAUUGCUGGCUGUAGCUGAUCAUUAUGACUUAGAAAGACUCAAAAGGAUAUGUGAAUCUCAUCUUUGCAAGGAUAUAUCUGUAAAUUCAGUUGCACAAGUACUUUCUUUGGCAGAUCGUUACAAUGCUGCAGAAUUGAAAGAUGUUUGCCUAAAAUUUGCCGCUGAGAACCUGGCAGCUGUCAUGCGUUCGGAUGGUUUUGAACAUCUUAAAGAAAAUUGCCCAUCUCUACAGUCUGAGCUUUUGAAGACGGUAGCUGGUUGUGAUGAAGACUGCAGCAAUGGUGGUGGCAAGUCUGGGAGUGUGUGGGCUCAGCUCUCCGACGGUGGUGACAACAGUGGCCGGAGGGUUAGGCAACGAACUUAAUUUUGGAAGUAGGAAAUGUGUAGAUACGGGGUGAGCAAUAUUUCUGUAACUGUAAUUAGCAAGAAAUGUGUGUCGUAUUUCAUUCAGAAAAUUAUAGUAACAGAGCAGCUGCUACAUUUGCUGUAUGUCUCGUGAAGUUUGUCUAGAAUAAUGUACUGUAGCUGAUUGUGCUUUUA